AUGGAUGAUGAUUGUAAGGAUUACAAGAAACUUAAACCACAACAACAGCUAUACAAACCUGGUAGUGGACCUUUAAGGCGAUCUAGGUAUGGUCUGGACGCCAAAAUGGAAUCAUUUGACAUAGAGAACAGUACCAGAGGAAGGGACAAAUCUCAUUAUGGCUCCCACCAGUCUAUAAAUGGGGAAGAUGUGCCUGCAAGCAAUCGUUAUAGAAAACCUGAGCAACAACUAUAUGUACCCAGAUCUGGAGACUCAAGUGCUGAUAUUGAUAAAAGAGGUAAAUCAUCUUUCAAGUGUGAUAAUUCUAGUCAAUAUGGGAGUAGACAAAAAUCAAACAAACAAGAAAAUCAUGGUUCAGGUAGUUCAGGAUCAUAUAAUAAGGACUCAUCAGUAAGAGAUUCUCAACAUAGGGAUGGAAGUAAUGACAUAAAUUAUAAUAGACAUUAUAGACAGGGUUCAGAAGCUAGAUCUAUGUCACCCAUGCAAGGUGCACAUGACCAGAAAUCUUUAGAUAGAAAUAGAGACAGCAGAAGUAUGGAGACAUGGGCCGGCAGGCACAAAUCAAGUUCAGGUGGUAAACCACCUUCCGGAAGAAGGAAUUCAGCAGGGUUUUGUUCUGAGCCUCGCCCAAAGCAUAUGAUAAAUUUAGACAAUUUACCACCUAGAUUUAGAAAAAAAUAUUUAGAAUCAACCGGACAUCAAAGUUUUGAUAGUGUAGACCAAUUGAAUAAAAACCAAUAUGGCAGCAGUGAUAUGUCUCAGUCCCAAUAUAUCCCUAAUCAGUUUUACAGUUCAAACACCACUAAUUGGUCUCAAACCCUUCCCUCUAGAGGCCGGGGUCGCUUAAGAGAUAAUGAAAGCUUUGAUAGGGAAAAAUUUAUAAACACAUACAUUAAAAAUUAUGAAGUACAAAAUUCAAGAAGGUCAACCCCGAGCAGUUCAUACAUUAAUUUGUACGAAUCUACCGUCAAUGAAAGCAAAAGCCUUUCAGAAAAAUUAGAUUCCCUAAACAUUGAAUAUGAAAGUCAAAAUAAUUUAAAUAAUGGCGCUACAAUAAGUGGGAGUAACACAAAUGAAGUUCAAUACAGCGACAAGGAAUCUGAGGAUAAAGUGGAAAGUACUGAAAACCAAAAUGACAGUGAAUCAUUAUCUCAUUUAUCAACAAAUCUUUCUGACAUGACAAAUUUGGAUUGGACUGAAGAGGUUGAGAAAAAUAUAAAACUUGAUGAUGUAUGUAAUUCAUCAGCAUCUUUUUCACAAAGUGAAAGCUUCUCCCAGAAGAAACCAAGCAAUAAACCAGAGGUAAAAGAGGCCGAACCUCGAGAAUCGAAACGGAGUGCCAGGUCGAGACGUAGAGACAGAAGGAGCUCAAGCAGAGGACAUAAAAACACCGAAAAGAAAGAACGGAAUAGGAAAGACAGCAAUGUAAGUGUAGCUUACGAACCUGAGAGGAGUCGAAAGGAUAGUAAUGUUAGUAUACAAUACGACGCUACGUACGGACCCAAACAGAGGGAGAGGGAACGAAGAGACAGUCACAGGAGCAAUCGAUCAUCGACCAUAGGAAAUAGCAGAGAUGACCUCGACAGGUGGAGGUCAUUGAGGUCUUACAGUCGGGAACACAGCUCUGAAAGGAGAAUAGUAUCACAGUGUAAUAGCAGAGAUACGUCUGCAAACAGAGCUACCAGCCCUAAAGAUAAUGAGGGUUUCAGGGUUCCGACUAACACCGCUAAAACAUGGUCCGCUGCAAACCAGAAGAGAAGCAAUGGUCCUGUAAACGGUCGUGCUGGAAGCUCCGAGCGUAAGUCACCGGAGCACGAGGGCGGCGGCCGGCGCUCCAAGAAGAGAUACGUGAGGAAACGGAGGAACGCAGAGAACACACAGCCAGCGAACAACUCGUCAGCAAACAUCAACUGGAGGGACGAGAUCAUUGAGUCCAAGAAACAUGACAGAUCUGAAGGCACUCAUAACAGAAAUAGGCUGAACAGCGUUUUGUCUGAAAAAUCCGUAACAGAGACCGGUUCUCAGCCCGGGCUAAUUAUCUUGCCGCAGAGUUCAAUGACCCAUUUUCAGAAAGACCAAAACAUUCGUGGAACACCAAACGAAACCCAGAAAACAUUAUUUGACCAUCACAAUCCGUCAAAACCGAUUAUCAUACAGACCACUCCAUCAAAACAUGACAUGAGAAUGGAAAGAGGUGUAAAGGAGUUUCCGCGGUACGGUUGUUCAGAGGGCGAGCGUGCUGCUCGUCAUACAGCGUUACUACAGACCGUAGAUCGAGCGGACGCGAUACUCAAAACACAUACCCUUCAGGGACCACUGGCGUUGGCGGCAAACUGGUCAGACGUGUUGGAUACCAGGAAGUUUCUACAAGGAGCUCUUCAGAGACUGCUCAUGUCUGAUCUAAAAUUUUGUCAGGCUGACAACAUAGAACAGCAGUUCUGGAAGAUUCUAUACUAUCAUUUUAUAGAGAAUCUAAGGAAAAGUAUCGCGACAGUAACGCCCGAAGAAAAACCUGAAGUUGUCAAACUGAUAAAUACCAUUAUAGACGAAGGGAAUACCUUCUUUGAGAAUCUUGUACAGAUGUUAGAGAAAACUUAUAAAUUUAAUACUGAAGACUAUUUGAACGACAAUCACGUGUUGCCGCCCAAGGGUCUCGGUUAUGUGGGUUUGGCACUGAUAUCGGUACAGAAAUUGUACGUGUUUCUCGGAGACUUGGCCAGAUAUAAGGAACAAGUUAACGAAACUAACAACUACGCCAAAAGUAAAUUAUGGUACACGAAAGCACAGCAAAUAAAUCCCAAAAAUGGCAGACCAUACAAUCAGCUGGCAAUAUUAGCAAUAUACGCUAGAAGAAAAUUAGAUGCAGUUUAUUAUUAUAUGAGAAGCUUAAUGUCCUCGAAUCCGUUCCAAUCAGCUCGUGAGAGUUUACUAUCUCUGUUCGAUGAAAAUAGAAAAAAGUACGAGGCGGCGGAGCGUAAGCGGCGUGCUGCAGCGGAGUCAAAGGCUGGUGAUAGUGGCGACGGUGCCACGGGAGGCUCCGGUGUGAGGGGAGGACCGCGAGGAGCCGCGGGUGGCGCCGGUGUGAGAGGAGGACUGCGGCGGGAGGUGUGGGUCAGACCGAGCGGACACCGCACCACUACACUCAGCCACGCGAGGCGGGACUCCUUCAAUAGCAUCACGCCCGUCGAGUUAAACAAAACCUUCAUCACCAGCUACUUACACGUUCACGGGAAGCUCAUUACUAAGAUCGGUAUGGAGACGUUCCACUCAUGCGCGUGUCAGAUGCUCCGUCAGUUCCGUUCCCUCCUCAACCGAGUGCCGCUGCCGACGCCAGCGCCUCGCCUGCUGCAGCUAACAGCACUCAACAUGUUCGCUGUAGAGACGACCGCACAGGCCAAAGGUAGUAAUGGCGAGGAGCGCUCGGCUUGGUUGGAAUGCGCUUUGGGCGUGUCUCUGCUGAUGUUCGGUGCGCUGCUCGAGAGAUGCUGCGCGCUGCUGCCCGAGCCGCAGCACACCCAGCAGCACGCUGAUGCAUUGCUACUUCUGCCUGCCAUUAAGAUGUGGUCGGACUGGAUGUUAUGUCAUAGCAGUAUUUGGAAUCCGCCACCGAGUUUUGACAAUUUCGAAAUAGAAAGCGAAAACGAUCCCUGGGAUUGGCUUGCGAAGCUCAUGAACAUAUUAGAAGCCCUGGACGACAAAACAUUAGAAUUUGAGAACGAACCGAAGGAAGGAUAUAUUCCCGUAAGGCUGCCGGAGGAUGCUUCCCUCGCCGGGUUCACGCCUCUCAUGUACAUGGAGCAGGCGCUGGCGCACGUGGCGCCGCACGCGCACGUCGCGCCUCACGCCGCUGAACACGCGCUGCGCAUGCGCAAGCUGCUGUUCUUCGGGACCGAAUACCUGGUGGGUGUUGAGCCUCCGGUUCUCAAGUUGGAGUACCCGGUCGGUGAACAGCCGCGGUAUGUGAGUGCUGUACAACGAGCACAAGCAGACUACCCACCAUUACAACAUCUCUCUGAAGACUCGGAAGUCGACGAGAGCGUGAGUACGACCAGCGGUCCGACGAGUCUCAGCGAGGCUGUGGAGGCUGCAGACGACGACACCAGGGACCUGCUGAGACGAAGAGACCUACUUGAGAACAGGCGGGCCACCAUAGAGAAACGCCGACAACGGAUGCAGGAGAUGCUAAGUACCGGAUGGGUGAGCGUAGAGGUGGAAGUUCGUCCGCGUUGGUUGGUACCAGACACGAACUGCUUCAUCGACCACCUACCGUUGUUACAAGCGGUGGCCAACGCACCCUCACAUCCAUACAACCUCGCCGUGCCGCUCGUUGUUGUUACGGAGCUCGAGGGUUUGAAGAAGUGUUCCCGUUUGGGGGGUAAGGCGAGGGACGCCCUGGCCUGGGUGUGCGGGGGCGGGGCGGGGGGUGCGGGAGGGGGCACUGUGAGGUUGGCUACAGCCCGGGGCUCCUUGCUGACGUCACGAACCUUCACCGCCGAGCAGGAUGAGGGUAGAGCCACAAACGACGACCGCGUACUGGCCACAGCACUUAACCUUCAGGCGAAUCUCACAGCUGACGGAGCGGAGGUCCGAGCGGACGGCGGCUGUGUUCGCGUGGUGGUGUUGGUGACGGACGACCGCAACCUGCGAGUGAAAGCUUUGUCGGCAGACCUGCCAGCCAAGGACCUGCUGUCGUUCGCACAGUGGGCAGGGCUGCACACUGAUACGGUAUACAUACAUACAAGUUCAUUAAAAUCUCAUACAUUUGACAUUGCUUACACUAAUUCCCAGUGUGUACAAAAACCGAAGUCGGAGAGCCACAGUGCUGAUGUUUAA
Danaus chrysippus (African queen) is the source of this 4833-nucleotide messenger RNA. NCBI's taxonomy places the organism in Eukaryota, Metazoa, Arthropoda, Insecta, Lepidoptera, Nymphalidae. The record is from the annotation of a GenBank genome assembly.